Aphanomyces astaci is the source of this 2391-nucleotide messenger RNA. RefSeq lists its product as hypothetical. The coding region runs from base 1 to 2391 and encodes 796 amino acids. Gene Ontology annotation, molecular function: beta-glucosidase activity. Gene Ontology annotation, biological process: glucan catabolic process. Lineage: Eukaryota; Oomycota; Saprolegniomycetes; Saprolegniales; Verrucalvaceae. The record is from RefSeq and is a predicted model, not a curated record. The transcript has a single exon.
AUGCGAGUACUGGUGUCGGCGUUAGUCGUGCUUGUAUGCACCAUCCUGUGCGCUGCCCAGGACUUGGACGCCGAAGCGCGCGACCGCGUGGAACGUAUGAGCAUCGACCAGUUGCUGGGUCAAAUGACGCAGGUCACCAUUAACUUCGUGGUGACCUCGGAGGGCGGAGGCAAGGGGCUCAACGAAGACAAAGUCCUGGAAUUGGCCAAGCAAGGCAUCGGAUCGUACCUGAACACGCCGUUCCAGACUGCUCUUGGGGACAACUACGGGUGGAACGUACAAGAGUGGCGCGAGGCCAUCGGCCAACUCCAAGACGUCCACACCCGCACGAGCGGCACGCCAAUCAUCUACGGACUGGAUUCGCUCCACGGCGCCAACUACGUCAAAGGCGCAGUUCUCUUUCCCCACCAAAUCAACGUUGGCGCGACGUUCGACCCCGAGCUGGCCCGUCGAAUGGGCCACUACGCUGGGCGCGACACCAAGGCGGCGGGGGUUACUUGGAUCUUCGGUCCGACUUUGGAACCUGUGCGCCACAAGGGGUGGCCGCGCAUCAUGGAAACGUUUGGCGAAGAUCCGACGGUAGUGGCGGACAUGGGGAAGGCGGCGAUCGACGGCAUCCAGAGUCAGGGGGUGGCGGCCUGCUUCAAGCACUUCAUCGGGUACUCGGCCACCAACAGCGGCAAGGACCGCGACCCGGCGUCCCUGAGCGACCACGAACUGCUCAACUUGUUCAUGCCGCCGUUCAAAGCAGCGAUCGAUGCGGGGGUGAUGAGCGGCAUGGACUCGUUCUUGUCGUUGAACGGCAUCCCCAUGGCCGCUGACCGCAAAAACUCCAUCCAGUUCCUCCGCAACGACCUCAAGUUUGACGGCGUGCUGGUCAGUGAUUGGGAAGAAAUCUACAUGAUGGAUUUCCAUCACCACUACGCCGCGAACCGCAAGGACGCCGUGUACAAAGCCAUGACGAACUCGUCCUUGGACAUGAGCAUGGUGCCGUACGACACGAGUUUCAUCGGAUAUAUGAAAAACUUGAACUCCGCGGGGGAAAUUCCCCUCGACCGCAUUAAGACAUCGGUGACCCGUCUUGUCAAGAUGAAGCUCAAGCUCAACCUGUUCGACGUGCCGGUGCCGGGGGCCGAUGUCGCCGACCAGGUGGGCGACAGGCCGAGUCGGACGGCGGCGUGGGAGAUUGCCAAGGAGUCGUUGGUGUUGGCGAAGAAUGUCGACAAAGUUCUGCCGCUAGACAAAUCCAAGAAGUUCUUCCUCACGGGCCCAUCGAUCGACGACAUUGGGCUCAUGUGUGGUGGCUGGACCUUGACGUGGCAAGGCCAGCAAGGCAGCUCCAUGUUCCCCAACCAUUUGCGCACGAUCAAGGGUGCGAUGAUGGAUGUCGUGAACGAUACAUCCCGUGCUGAGUUCUACCAAGGGGUCGACAUCAAUGGUACGUGGUCGGACAUCAACAUGGCCAUGGAGAAGGCCCAAGCCGCCGACUACACUGUGAUCGCUCUGGGGGAGCGGACGUACGCCGAGUUCAAGGGCAACAACUACACGUAUGAACUGCCCUCUGGACUGACCGAGUACGUCAAAGCUCUUGCCACCACGGGCACGAAGAUCAUUUUGGUGCUAGUGGAAGGGCGUCCUCGCUUGUUAAGUGGCAUUGCAGACAUCGCUGCAGGUGUGCUGUAUGCUGGGCUGCCCUGUGAAAUGGGUGGCGAAGCUAUCUCGAGCGUGCUGUUUGGUAGCACAAAUCCCAGCGGCAAGUUGCCGUUGACGUACCCUAAAUCAACAGACCAAGUCAACUUAGCCACCCCGUACUAUGGGCGAAUUGGCGACAAUUGCGUUGUGGGUGGAGUAACGACCAACUGUCCGGUGGAAUGGCACUUUGGGCACGGGUUGAGCUAUACGUCAUUUGGCUACUCCGACGUUCGCUUGACAGCCACUAAUCUGACGCCGUCGCUGAACCAAACUGUGGUGACCGUCACCAUUACAAACGAGGGCGAAAUGACCGGCAAGGAGUCGGUGCUGCUAUUUGUGUCGGCGCCCGGGGGUCCCGAAACGAGAUUGCUCAAGAAGUACACCAAGGUCGAGUUGACGUCAGGGCAAGCCACGGACGUGAGCUUUACGCUCUCUCCGGAUGACUUUGGCAAAUACGUCAAUGAAAUUGGUCAAGGGUUGCGUAAAGAGGCGACUGCUGGGACGUACUACGUUUCACUCAAGUACGACACCCUUUGCAGCGAAGCCACCCUUGGCCCCCUCUGCAAAGCUUUCACGUGGAGCCCCCCCUCGACCACUACUCCAACCGAUACCCCAGCAUCUUGUGCCAAACUCGAGAUUUUGCUCCCUCCUCCCUCCUUGACCUUUUUUAUCUUGGUUUCAUUAUACAUGUCCAUAUAA